GCGUAAAGCUCGCUCCAUGUGGCUGUAGUGCAUGUCCGGCACGCUGCUGCUGAGUGAUUACUGAGAGCAGAAAAUGCCGCCCAGGUUAUCUUGUGGUCGUGAUGUUAACUGUUGCCCUGAUAUAAACUCAACAUUGGAAUCAGUAUGUCGAUCAGGAUUCGACUUUGCCUGUAUACCUGUUGUUCAUCCUCGGUUAAAAAGGGAAUUUCUGAACGAUCCAGCCAAAAAUCGGCCAGGUCCAUUGACUCGUUCCGAUCUUUGCCUCUCUAGUAAUGAUUGGAGUAAUUUGGUGGUCGGCAAAAUUUCUCCAUGGCUUCAGUUGGAUUCACCCAACUAUAAAGUUCGUAGAAAUUCUGAAAUAGCACUGCAACAAGAACUCAGUUACACGGCUCACCUGGGACUACCUGCUGUUGUCCUACAACUGGAAAAUGGAAACUGUGCCAACCUGGCCCGGUGUCUCAAUGAGCACAUAUUAUCAACCUACUGCCCACAGCAAUACUGGAUUCAUGUUCCAAUGCUGAGUGCUGAAGAUCAGAAAGACCCAGUGCUUGAAGAGGAAGAAGAAACAGAGCGUGUUCCAGAAGACACCUGGCAGUGGUGGAAUACAUUCCGUUCUCUGUGUGACUGGAGUAAGAAACUGGAUGUCCUACUGGAGGUAACUGCAGAUUUGCCAGAAGAUGAAAUGAUCCAGCGAUGGCUGGCAGAGCCAGUGAAAGCAGUUUUGGUAUCCACCAGUUUAUUUCUGACCAACAAGAAGGGCUAUCCUGUUCUGUCAAAAGCACACCAGGCUGUUCUCAGGAGUUUUUUCAAGCUGGAUGUGCAAGUGGUUUUAACAGGAGUGGAUCGACACCCAGACAAAGGCAUUAGAUGUUACCAGCAGUACUUGGAUCACCUCUGGCAGACACAGCCAUCACCAGAUCCUGUCACAGAGUUUGCCAAAGGAUUUGAGGAUUAUCUUCAAAAUCCUUUGCAGCCUCUCAUGGAUAAUCUGGAGUCACACACAUACGAAAUUUUUGAGAAAGAUCCUGUGAAAUACUCGGAGUACCAGCGGGCAAUCUAUCGGGCUGUUAUUGACAGAAUAGAAGAUAAGGAUAAAGAAACCAUGGAACUGGUUUUGAUGGUGGUGGGGGCUGAGGGACCUUUGGUCAGGGCAGCAAUCAAUGCUACCAAGCAGGCAGACCGCAAAGUAAAGAAGAUUUAUGCAGUGGAGAAAAACCCCAAUGCUGUCAUUACAUUAGAAAAUUUGAGAGAUGAAAUGUGGGGCCACUUGGUCGAAGUAGUGUCAUGUGACAUGAGACAUUGGGAUGCCCCUGAAAAGGCUGACAUUAUCAUUAGUGAAUUACUUGGCUCUUUUGGUGACAAUGAACUCUCACCUGAAUGUCUUGAUGGAGCUCAGCGCUUUCUUAAAGAUGAUGGCAUUAGUAUUCCUUCAGCAUACACAUCAUACCUAGCUCCUUUACAGUCAGCAAAACUGUACAGUGAGUUCCGCAUACAGAAAGAAAAGGAUAAAACCCCUGAGAGCUGCUUUGAGAUGCCUUACGUUGUUCGCCUUCACAAUUGCCAGAUCCUGGCAGAACCACAGAAAGUAUUCAGCUUCCAUCAUCCUAACAGAGAUAAGGUCAUAGACAACACUCGGCAUGCAAGUUUGGAAUUUGAAAUUAGUGAAGACUGCGUUGUACAUGGAUUGGCUGGAUACUUUGACACAGUGCUAUACAAAGAUGUUGUGUUAAGUAUCCUGCCCUCCACACAUUCACCAGGAAUGUUUAGCUGGUUUCCUAUCCUGUUUCCCCUGAGAACACCAACAUUUGUGACCAAAGGCACCAAGGUUGUGGUCCAGAUAUGGCGCAGAGUAACAGAGAAGAAUGUGUGGUAUGAAUGGACCAUGGUGCAGCCCCAGACACUUCCCAUUCACAACCCUAAGGGUCGCUCUUACACUAUUGGUCUUUGAUGGUUGUAAUCAAAGACUUUUAACACCUCUUCCAUUGGGCUGCUGGUAAAGUAAUCUAAUUCUUCCACCGUAAAUGUGAAGAGAGGAUGUAGUCGAACAAGAAAUCAAAAGCUUGCAAAGUAUGACUUCACUCUCUUUUCUGUACAAGCCAGGUUGCAACAACCUCAAGCUGGUUAGUGAAUAUGGUCUGCUCAAGUGCAUAAUGUCUUAUGCUGAUAAUCUUUUCCUCGUUUGUUUUCUUAAUUUGUUUUUGCUUUUUCCAGACAUUGAUCUAUGGUAUUAUUCCACUUAAUGUCUUUCCUUAAAAAGGGCUGGUGCUCAAAGCAGGCCUGCACCUUGAGAACAGUUUUAGUAUUUACAAUACUGCUGUCAUUAUGCUGUAAUUUGCUAGUGUAACAUCUGUAUGGAUCUGUUAGUUAGUGUAGCAUAGGAUCUGCUAGUGUAGCAUAUAUAUAUAAUUUUUUGCAUUUAGCAGUCUGAUUAGUAUCCAGGGUUUGUGAUUUCAAGGGCUUUUUUUUUUUUAAAGUUUAAGGGGAGAAUGGGAGAUAUGAAUGGAAAAUAAGAUUUGUGGUCGUCACAUGGCUAUUCAUAAAACAGAAUGUUAUAAUUGUGGAAUUCUCUUUCCUCUGACUCUGAGCAUAUAUGGAAGCCUUCGCAUGUGUACACAGCAACUGUUGUGAAUUACAUGAUACUCAAGUGUAGUGUUUUGGCUCUCAUUACAUAGAAAAUUAUGAUGGCUGCUUUGACAAUGUGACAGGGCCAUGACAUGCUGUCUGAAAAAGAAAAUUUAUAUGUAUCAUAUAUAAUGAUCAUUGUUUGUGUGACUAUGCUAAAAGUCAACAGUAGCAUGUUGAGUAUUGUAUUCCCAUAAAAGAUAUUAUUUUUACAAAGCUACUAACAGCAGUAACUUAUAUUAGUGGAGCAGACUCUUUGAACUCGAAAGUAAAUAUUUACAGUGUAUCCUAUUAGUUCAUUUCUCCUUCCAUUAUCUGGGUCACAACCAUUAUUCAACAUGCUGUUCAUUUUUCAGGUUUUUUUGUUUUGUUUUUUUGGGGGUUUUUUGUGUGUCUUUUUAUCAUUUUAUGGAUCUCAUUUUUUAGGUGCAUUGAGCCAGUUUAACAUGCUCCCAUCUCUGAUCUUGCCAUUUUUCCCUCUCAGUUUCACAUUUAUUCUUUUAUGUAGGAUUUUCUUUAAAAUAACCUUUUAAACUUAAAAGAUCUUAAUCACUUUUGAUAUAGCAUUGGAACAAAGAAUAUCAAAGUUCCUUUUUUUUUUUUUUGUAAAAAUUGACUAGAUUGAUAGUGUUAGGGUAAUGGUUGUAAAAGUGGAUGACCAAAGGGUUUGGUCACUGUAUUUAAGACAACUAGUAAGUACACUAGCUGGUGUGGCACAGAUUUCCCUCCCCACCCCAUAUCCCCUCUCCGCAAUACCCCCCCCCCCAAUUACCUCUACUGUGUGUGUGUGGCUUGGGGGGAGAGGGUAACAAAUAUGAAAGUUGAAAGAAAGGUAGAGAGAGGAGAGAUAAGCAUUGCCCUCUCACAAAGCUAGUACCUGACACCUAAUCGCUCUAUGACUGAAAGGCUAUAGGUACCCCUUGCCAAAUCCUUUUUUUUUGGAUGUAUUAGUAAUGUUACUACCAGAUAUCUACCAUGGUGAUUCGAAAAUGAAAGUUUCUGUACAGCUGCAGGGAGUAUGUGUUUAUUGCUCUUUGGGAGUUACAUGUAAUGAGAAAGUUCACUGCUAUACUCCAUAAGUAGCAUGUGAAUAUCUGUUGCUGGUUGUGUCAUUUAUCAGGGUUUUUGUGUGCAUGUACAGUGCAUGCAUAUUUAUGUAUGCAAUAGCAGGAUUGUUGUCAAUAACAUGUUCAAAGUAAUUCUCUGGGACACCAAGCUGCAUUUUUUUUACUGAAGUCUUGCCCAUUAGUAUCUGCUGAAAUAUCUUGUAUCCUCAUUUUUAUUAUUUUUGUAUGCACUCUUCAGCACAAGGCUAAAACUGUAUUACAUCAUCAUGUCCAUUGACUGCUACUAGAGGGGAGUUUGAGUUUGCAUGUGAUGGCUGUUGUGGUUUUUCUGAAAGGGCUUUAUCAUUUUAACUAGCAUCAAUCAUGAACUGUGCAAUAAGAAUAGUAAGGUUGCAAAGCAGCUUGAGGGUUGCAGCUACGCUAGCUGGAUCCUAAAGUAUAGUUGAUCAGUCAGCUAAGGUACUAAUAUUUUACAAGCAAAUUAGCUGACUUCUAGAUAGAUGUUAGCAUCUAGUUAGUGCAGUAGAGCACCAUAAUGACUACAGCACAAUUAACAUUCUCAUCUUUGUGACAUUUUUGGAAAAAAUUGGCUACUGUAAGCUUUAUAUUUUAAAUUUUACUUUUCAAGUGGUAUAUAGAUGUAUACCCACAUUCAUUAGUAUGAAGUUGAGAAUGCAUUUAAUGAAGCUUCAUUUGUAAAUGUAAACUUGCUGCAGUAAGAAGGUUGUGUAACAUCUUUGACUUUAAAACUACUUUAUACGCAGUUUCUUUCAUGCAUGUAAAGCAUGUGCAUUUUUUUUAUAUUUAUUUCUUAUUUUUAUUUUGGUUUAUGUCCAAAUUAUGUAUUGUCAUGCCCUACCUUUUAGCAUCCUUGUCCAAAAUCUCAAAUAGAUGGGGAUGUAUAAUGAAUGCAUUAAUGUUAACUUGGAUUAGUUUGAUGAAUUGUUUUUAAAGCUAUUUUAGUGGCAGUUGCAGUUUCAAGGAUUAUUGCGGAGAUGAACUAGCCCAAUGCAGAUAUUGCGCCCUCUCAGUCCAGGAAGAGUGUGUGUGUACGCACAUGUGGGUGCACUUUCUUUUCAGCUAAGUGACAAGACUGCUUGUUGAAUUGAGGAGUAGCCUGGUCCAAUUGACUAGAAAACAUGCAUUUGUCAUCGGCACCUUUUCUGCCUGGUUGCCAUAGUAUUUGAUAGGUAAGAUGCAAAUUGUGAAAUAGGCAUAUAAACUGAUACUCAUUUAAAAGCAUUUGGGACAGAAGCUUGUACAGAUUCUUCUUAUUGUAGGGAAUUGCUCAUCUGUCAGGCUCAGGAAGGUCAGCUUCUUUUUUUUUUCUUGAAGGUUUCUGCUGUUUAAGACUGUCAUUAGUGAAUAGGAGCAGUUUUAACUGUAAAAGUAAACACAUUUACAGAGAUGGAGAGGUGCUGGUAAUGACUGAUUUAGGCCUCGCUGAGACUACUUGUGAUAAAGAAGUGGGCAGAUCUGUUGCCAGGCCUUUUACUGCAGAUAACCUGCCUAAAAUAGUAUAUUGGGAUCAACCAAAGAAUACACUAUUUUCUUGUUCUGUUUGCAGUCACAAUGUUUUCUUGAGAUGGAAUCUACUUGAUAUUUCUGCUUUCAUGUCUGAUUUUGACUUCACAUUCUGUCAGCAUUAGUUACAAGCACAGAAAGUCUGGAUAAAUAAGAUUUUUGCAAUGUGCAAGUGUCAUCUUCAUAAACUGUAUGCUUUACAGUAUUCGAUACCUAGCAUACAUCGCCCUUUGAAAGAGCAUGAGUAGUGGUUUAUAUCACAUCACAGCGACAGGAUAAAUCACAACAGGAAUGUUAAGUUUUCUUCUUUUUUUUUAACAUGUACAGGGUCCACUAUUGAUAGAGGAUCUUGUUUUUGUAAGAUUCUGUAAGCCAGAACAAAAUUAGAAACCUGAAAUUCACGCAUGUUGAGACAUUGAUAUGGUUUAACUUUUAAAUACAAGGUUGUUUUGAAAUUACAUUUUGCAACAUUGUUGUUUCAUAUAAAUGGAUGAUUAACAUUGUUAACCUAAAUUUAGAAAUUUAGGCUGAAGUAUUUUUAUUUUAUGCAUUGUUCUAAAGCAUGAUGAGUCUACUUGAGCUAUCAGUUUUAUACUUCACAAUGAAAAAGUUCACCUCAUGGCCUGUACUCUGAUGUGGAAUAUUUUCUUCAAGCACAUGUUGAAAUUGUUCAACAGAUCAAAAUUUAUUAAAUGAUUUGGAAGACC
Molecule: messenger RNA, 5920 nt
Organism: Pomacea canaliculata
Lineage: Eukaryota; Metazoa; Mollusca; Gastropoda; Architaenioglossa; Ampullariidae
Product: protein arginine N-methyltransferase 5-like
Biological process (GO): regulation of DNA-templated transcription; peptidyl-arginine N-methylation
Cellular component (GO): nucleus; cytosol
Source: RefSeq, a predicted model, not a curated record